Halichondria panicea is the source of this 2402-nucleotide messenger RNA. RefSeq names its product lebercilin-like protein. The record is from RefSeq and is a predicted model, not a curated record. Lineage: Eukaryota; Metazoa; Porifera; Demospongiae; Suberitida; Halichondriidae. Gene Ontology annotation, biological process: intraciliary transport. Gene Ontology annotation, cellular component: axoneme. Bases 1 to 2307 code for a protein of 768 amino acids. The transcript has 5 exons.
AUGCUCUCUGUUAUCUUUCUGUUUUGUUGGAUUUACUGUGCUGCUGUAUGUACUGUACUAGCUGCUGUACUGUGCUACACCUCCACGCCUACAUUUAUUACAUUUAAUAUUGGCGAUCUUUUCCAGUUUCCCAUGACAACUACAUGUAAAACAAAUCAGCAAAGCAUCAUGGACUCCAGCUCUACUCUGAGUUCGAGCGAUUACUCAGAGGAUUUUGAAGAAUAUGACUCUUCCAAAGGUGGCAAUGGAUCAUUAAAGCCUGCAGAGGUGUUAUCAUCGCCAAAGAGACCUCCUGUUGUCCUACCCGCCAGGACUAACCCAGUACAAAGGAAGGCUAGAAGUCAGUACAAUCCUGGAAAAAUCAACAACUUAGGGCUAGGAAAGGGCAGGGCUAUGUCUGAGAGGCCAGUGGCUAGAGGAACGCCAUUCUCACCCAGAGAUCGAGAGCUCUCUGCCAAAUUGCACACCAUUAAGAAGAUACAGAACCAACUGGCAGACUGUAAACGGGAGCUAACCGAUUCUAAGAAAGAGAACAAAUUAUUGACACGUUUACAAGUACGACAAGAGAGAGAGCUGAGCCGAGUGGCAACCCAGGAGGGGGAGCUACCACAGAUACUAGCCAGACACUCGGAGGAGGUUCGAGUAUUAAAAGAGCAGCUUAGACGCAGUCAGGAAAUGUCUCUCACACAUGAAGAGAAGGUGACUAAUCUACACACUGAAGUUCGGAGGCUCAAGAAUCGUGGCAAGAAAUUGGAGCUGGUAGCAAAGCAAAAGAACCUCUUGGAGAGGGAGUCACUCACUCUGCAACUACAGGAGGCCAAAGAGCAACUUCAGGACAGAGAUGGGAAACUGAAGGAACUGGAAAGGGGAGUCGAGAUGCUCAACAAAACCCAUGGCCAGGAGAUCAGAUCACUGAUGCUUAAAAACAAAACCUUGUCUCGAAAUCUUGAAGCAUCUAGCGACAGGACAGACAAAACACUACAUCAGUUAAAGGAGAGAACUAAAGAGAUGGAAGUAAUGAACAUUUACAGUCAACGAAUGGGCAGAAAUUCUUUGAACACUUCCACUAGAGAUGUACCACUAAUGGAAAACACGUUCUCACAAACUGACCUCUCAUGUCCCCCGACGAAAAACGUCUCUCUACAAACUAAGCCAACACUCAAAUCAUCCAGCUCACAAACACAAGUUAUACCUUCGAAAACUCUCGAAACUCGUAUUACACAAACUGAUAUGACUCCAUCAAUGGACAAUAUACAGCCACCAGCAACGCAGAAGCCAAAAUCACCCAUAGCAACUAUUCAGCGUCCUGUUGAGAUGCCAGUAAUCGCACCCACAGUCCAUACAAUACAACAUGUGAUCCAAUCGCCCCCUUCCUCGCAACCACCUGCUCAAGGUGAGGAGCAACAGAAGAAGAACCUCCUACUCUCGAAAUUGCGUGAGCUUGACAGUAGGAAAGGACCGCCUGCUAGUCAAGCAGUAACCACCGUCUCUCAGAGCACUAUUACAGACAACAAUGAGCCUCCUCAGAAAAGAACUGAAGUUGCGAGCACAGAACAAUUGAUCACCACAACUCAUCCUAAGAUGCCUGCACUCACGGCCACUCAGACAUCGGCACAAGAAGAGGAAGCAAAGAAGAAGAAGUUGUUGUUGGCCAAGUUGAUGGCAAUUGAUGACGGUGGUGACCCUAAAAGUGUAACAUUGAGCAAAACAACCACUGGACCUGCUAGAGCCAAUUCUGGACAAAGCUCCACAUCUGUCCGAUCAUGGCAAGCUGAUACCAUAGACAAUUUGCAUAAAGGCAAACCUGCAUUCUUCACUGAAGAUGAUCCAUUUGGGAGCAAAAAGUCAUCAGGAAGUAACCUGUUGGGGAAAUUAAACAGUGGUGCAUAUAGUGUGAAAUCAAGCAGUGGUGCACAAGCAUCUACCAGCAACAAUGAUACUAAGAGUAUUGAUAAUCAAGGCUACAAACCAACCUUUGGACGACGAGCUAGGGAGACCAAGGGCUCGGACAAAACAAAAGAUAUCUUUGGUGAAAGUGAAGAUCCCACGAAACCGAUUUUCAAUGGAGGAGGACUAGACUUGAAUCAAGAAUCAUUCAGUGGAAGAGAACAAGACUAUCCAUGGGAAAAGCGAGUGAACUUGAAUAGCACGACAAGUAAAUCUCUCCAUAACCAAAGCAUGGUGUUUGGACCAAUGAGCAAGUCUCCACCACUGUUGCCACUGAGGCCAAAUGCAGAACCUAACAAAGUGGACAUGAUGCCAGGUGGUAUUGCUGAACCUGACGAUUUAGAAGAAUUGAUACUAUGAAUUUCAAUCAUAAUAAUUUUUUGAUUCAUGUGAUGAUUUUAUUGUUGACAAUAACUAUUAAUUUUGUACAGCAGUUGCCAUAGAUACUGUUGUGG